Molecule: messenger RNA, 4269 nt
Organism: Equus caballus (horse)
Lineage: Eukaryota; Metazoa; Chordata; Mammalia; Perissodactyla; Equidae
Source: RefSeq, a predicted model, not a curated record
UUUAAAGUGAGACUUCUUCACACUCACAGACCAAGAUCCGACAUCCUCCGUGGCUGGGCUUGCUGGACUCUCUGUGCACCAUGAGAAACAGACAUCUCAGGUUGCUGCCAGGACUCUCAGUGCUGCUGUUGUUGCCAUUGGGAGCUGCAGCCCUGAAUGCUGGAGCCUGUGUUCGAUGGUGCCCUCCAAACCCUCCAUGUGUCAACGCCAACGCCUGUCGCUGCAUUCCAGGACUCAGUUCUGUAUCUCCAAAUAUCAUAUCCAGCCCCGUGGAGAGUUGUGACGACGUCAAUAAGUGUGAAACCCCGUCAACAGUGUCCUGUGGAAAAUUUGCAGAUUGCCACAACACAGAGGGCAGCUACUACUGCACAUGCAGCCCAGGAUACCAGCUUGUUUCUGGGGCAACGUUAUUCUGGAAUGAGAAAGAGAACACGUGUCACGUGAUUUCAACUGACAAGCCUGAGGCCAGUGGAGACGACCAGGACCCAGGAGAAUGCUGUGCCGGGUCUGAGCAGGAUGACAUGGACCGCCCCCAACACACACGCGCAUGGGCACAGUCAGAUCAAUGGAGAAGGCGCCCUUCAGGACCAGAUAGCAACCGAGGGCAUCAUCAGGAACCACUGCCCCAGACCCAACCCUCUCCCAAAGAAGUCGACCCAGGCUCCAAGGAGGCCCAGAACACUGGGGGACAGAAGACGGGCCGCUACUCAGCGGGGUCCAGAGGAACCUUCCCCGCCUGGGCUCCACCCCGUAGAAUCAAGAGCCAGCGUCUCUCCCGCUUCUUUGAAGGAGUCCAGAAACUGCGCGUAGGCUUCCAGUCAGCCUCGAGCCAGGACACCGUCCAGGGUCUCAUGCAUGAAGUGGAUGAUCUGCUGGAGACCCCAGGGGACCUGGAGACCCUGCCCCGCUCAGAGCAGCACUGUGUGGCCGCUAACAUGCUCUUUGGCCUGGAGGAUGUCCUGAGAGGGCUGAGCCAGGCCCUGUCCAAUGGGUCAUUGACCUUCCAUGCACCUGCAGGCACAGAGCUGACCCUGGAGGUGCUGGAGCAGGGAGACAGAAGUAUCUCCUUGAGCCAGAAUCGGGCAAAGAUGCUGCUGAAGUGGGAGACUGCGGGAUCUGCUGACUCAGGCCCUUCUGUGGUGGGCUUUGUCUCCAUCCCGGGCAUGGGAAAGCUGCUGGCUGAGGCGCCCCUGGUCCUGGACCCUGAAAGGCAGGAAGUUGUACGGGAGACACACAAGAACUUGCUGCAGGAAGUCACCCAUGUCCUGCUCUCAGAUGUCGUCACCACCUUCUUCAGCAGCAAUGACACUCAGAACCUCAGCUUCUCAGUCACCUUCAUCUUUAACCAUUCAGUGACCCCUCAGCCAAGGAAGAAGGUGCUCUGCGUCUUCUGGGAGCACAGCAGGAAUGAAAGUGGUCAUUGGGCCACCACAGGCUGCACGAUGGUGGGCACCAGAGACACCAGCACCACCUGCCAGUGCACCCACCUCAGCAGCUUUGCCGUCCUCAUGGCCCACUACAACGUGCAGAAGGAGGAUCCCGUGCUGGAUGUGAUCACCUACGUGGAGCUGAGCCUCUCUCUGCUGUGCCUCCUCCUGGCAGCCCUCACCUUCCUGCUGUGCAGAGCCAUCCAGAACACCAGCACCUCCCUCCACCUGCAGCUCUCGCUCUGCCUCUUCCUGGCCCACCUCCUCUUCCUCACGGCCAUCGACCGAACGGAGAUCAAGGUGCUGUGCGCACUCAUCGCGGGCGCCUUACACUAUCUCUACCUGGCCUCCUUCACCUGGAUGCUGCUGGAGGGCCUGCACCUCUUCCUCACUGCACGAAACCUGACGGUGGUCAACUACUCCAGUGUGAGCAGGUUCAUGAAGUGGCUCAUGUUCCCUGUGGGCUACGGCGUCCCGGCCGUGAUCGUGGCCAUUUCUGCAGCAUCCAGGCCUCAUCUCUAUGGAACAUCAACCCGAUGCUGGCUCAACACAGACAAAGGGUUUAUAUGGGCCUUCCUUGGCCCCGUCUGCACCAUCUUCUCUAUCAACUUGGCUUUCUUUCUGAUGACCUUCUGGAUUGUGAAAAACAAGCUCUCCUCACUCAGCAGCGACGUGUCCACCCUGAAGAACACAAGAAUGCUGACUUUUAAAGCUACAGCUCAGCUCUUCAUCUUGGGAUGCACGUGGUGUCUGGGAAUCCUGCAGGUGGGGCCAGCUGCCCAUGUCAUGGCCUACCUCUUCACCAUCAUCAACAGCCUGCAGGGUGUCUUCAUCUUCCUGGUGUACUGCCUCCUCAGCCAGCAGGUCCAGCAGCAAUACAGGAGAUGGUUCAAAGGGGUCACAAAAACCAAAGCCGAGUCUGAGAAGUACACGCUCUCCAGCAGGGCCAUGCCUGAUGCCUCCAAACACAGUGUGGAGAAUUAAGUGGACAACUAAGCCAGAAGAUCUUGUAUCCUGGAAUAUUCUGAACUUCAUCCUUUGGGCAAAGUGUAUAAAAAAUACUUUUUCAUGUUUGUUGCCAGUUACUCUUCAUGGCACCAUUGUGGGAGAAAGUAUGCAGGAAAUGUUUGACAUUCAGUUGCUGGAAGAUUUGGGUUUUCUCAUCCAUACAGCAUGAUGUCACUCCCUGCAAAGUCAAGGAGCUAUGGCCCAAUUCCUCAGUUGCCUUGGAUUAACCCCCUCUGCCCUAACCUCUUUUCCAACAAAGAUGCUCCUCACUUUGAAGAUCUAUAGUAAGGAAAACCAACCUCAACUGACUUUCUUAAAAUAGCAUAAAAGAGAAAAAUAUUGUUCAACCACCUGCAUGUAGUGUAAACAACUAAUCCAGUUGCCCAACUUUCCUCCCUUUGGUACCAAAUGUCCUACUUCUCAUGAAACACUUGGGCUACAGGUAAACUAAAACAGUUGGCCUCCCUGCAUACAUGCUUCCACUUCUUCACUCUCCAUUUCUAAAUGCUUACUAAUUAUUCAUUCGAAAGUGUAUUUUUAUUACUCACCAUAUGCUACACACAGAACAAGACAGAUCCAAUUCCUGAUUUCACUGAGCUCACAAGUAAACAAUAAUAUUUCUUCUCUUAGUGUGAACCCUGUGGAUAGAGUCUGUGCAUCUUUACGUUUUAUAAGCAGAGCUGUGUAAAAGUGUAUUUUAAUAGUACACAUUAUGUAAGAUGCAUUUGUGUAUAACAUUAUUUCAUCCUCGGCAUGCAGUCUAGGCAAGAUCUAAAUCCAGAGCUGUUACACCUACGAGAAAUUCCCUGUGGGCCCCACUGACCAAAUCUGCAUCAAUUUGAACAUCAAAGAAAAUUACUGUAAAUAAAUAUAACAUAUUAAAUAAAAAUAUGCAUGAAUUUAUGGUGAUAUAUAAAACAUCAGCCAAUAAAUGUAGACGAUGUGAUAAAAUGAGAAUAUCAUGGUUUUUUCAAUAUCCAGUAAAAGGCCACUAAAAGCAUUGGGUGAAAGGCUGCUGGAGGACAGGCUGGUCCCACAGUGACCAAGAGUCCCCUCAGAUUACUGGUUCAUCACAAGGGCCAAGGUGCACGUCUACAGCAUGGAGAUCUGCCAGUCACCAUCUGAACUUAAUGAUCAGGCUCAACAUCAUCAAUACGGGAAACCUGACAUCAGAUAUCUCCUGAGAAGACAUGAAGUUACAGCAUCCCAUUUGUGGUGAAUGAAGAAUUUUGACAAAUCAGUCUAACCUAAACCUAAUCCAGCUUUAGACCAAGGGUAGACAAACUGUAGCAUGCAGGACAAGCACAGGCAGCUAGCUGCUCCUGUGAAUAAAGAUUUAUUGGAGCACAGCCACACCCAUUCAUGGAUGUAUUAUCUAUGGCUGCUCUCACGCUACAGUGUCAGAGUUGAGUAGCUGUGACAGAGACUGUAAGAACGACAAGCUGAAAAUAUCUACCACCUGGCCCUUUAUAGGCAACCUUGCCAGCACCUGUUCUUCCAGAUCUAACCUUCAGUAUACACGGAAUACAGGGGACAGAAGAACAGGUUAAAUGACAUCAAGAGGAAACAGUCAGGCAAAUUGAGAACGUGAGGCAUUCAACAAGCCAUUGGCCUGGACUCUUCUAAAGUCAAUACCGUUUUAAAAAUGACUAGAGGCUGCUUGAGAUUAAGAGACAGAAGCGACAAUACAAACAAAUUCAACGUCAAUUUUAGUGGGACUCUGGUUCAGAUAUACAGCUAUAAAAGGUGUUUUGCAGGCAAUUGGGAUAAUUUGAUUAUGCGUCAGAUAUUAAAAGUUAUAAAAUUGUUCAUUUUCUUGGGUGUAAUAAUCUUA